This is a messenger RNA of Beta vulgaris subsp. vulgaris (sugar beet), 2625 nucleotides long. RefSeq lists its product as hypothetical. Lineage: Eukaryota; Viridiplantae; Streptophyta; Magnoliopsida; Caryophyllales; Amaranthaceae. The transcript has 10 exons. The record is from RefSeq and is a predicted model, not a curated record. Bases 115 to 2385 code for a protein of 756 amino acids.
UCCAUUCUUACACUAUUCCUCUACUUUCUCUCAUCCUUUUUUCCUGAGCUCAUCCAAACGCUCCUCUAAAUUUUAUCAUCUUCUCAUAAAAUUUGUUGGAUUUAAUUAACAAAAAUGGAAGAAAAAUUACAGCUUAUUUCAUCAUCAAUUGAAGAAGAAGUUAUUGAAGAGUUUUAUGAGAAAAUUGAAGCUCCAAAAUUCGUUGAUUUUACUCUUCCAAAUCAUUUUUGUCCUGAUGAUUGCUAUUGGUUCUGCUCUCGUGUUGGAUGUGAUCAACAACAUGAAGAAGAGAUGGAUUCCGAAGCCAUUUACAAGAAUUUCGUGCUUCGGGUAAUGGCUGCAAGGAGUCCCAAUGUGAAAUUAAGACGAGCAAUAAUCAGAAAAUCACCAAGUGGAAGUAAGAAAUGCCCGUUUUCGGCCCCUCCGAAAUCUUCAAAAUCAAGGCUACCAAGAUUAGCAUUAGUUGCUUCUUCAAUCUCUAAGAAGCUUCUUAUGAAUGAAGAAAAGGGAAAUUCUAAGGCUCUUCCUGCAAAUGCAAAGCCUGUUUCUACUCCUAAAGCUAGAGUGAAGCAUGUUGCUGCCAAGUAUAUGACUUCUCCUAGGAAGAAAGAGAGAAGUUCUCCCAAUCCUAAUGUCUUUCGAAGUGUACGCAACCCGAAGAAAACGAGCAUUUCGUUACCGAAGAGUAAGAUCGUAGCGAAGGCAUUGAUGUUCAAUCCAUCACCUAGGAAAGCUAUCAAAAUGAAGGCACCACAGGAGUUGGGUACCCCUAUAACUAAGUUGUGUGAAGGGGUGAAGCAGCUUAAGAUAAAUAGCCAAAAGAAGGGUAUUAUUACUCACAAAUCAUCCAAGGAUGGCACAAGUGAAAAGAAGAGGUUACCUAGUUCCUGCAAGGCAAAAACACGGGAGUUGAGUACCCCUAUAACUAAGUUGUGUGAAGGGGUGAAUAAGCUUAAGAUAAAUAGCCAAAAGAAGGGUAUUAUUACUCAUAAAUCAUCCAAGGAUUGCACGAGUGAAAGAAAGAAGUUGCCUAGUUCCUGCAAGGAAAAAGCGCGGGAGGUUGAUGGCAAAUUCUCAAGAAGCGUCAAGAGUAAGGCCAAGACGAAAGACAGGAAGUGUGUUGAUUCUGUACUAGAGGAAGUUGAGAAGAGCGGAGAUGAAUCGAGUGAUAUGGAAAUUGAUGAGAAGUCGAGGUGUGGUUCUUUGGGGUUGGGAGUGGAGUCAACAAAGCCGGGUAUUGGAUAUCAUAGUAGCUUCCAAGAAGAAGGGAGCACAUCUUUGAUCACUCAGAAAUGUGAAAUAAAUUCAGGUUCAGAUUCUGAUAAGAAAGCUUCAGCAGAAGAGGAUUCCGAGCCAAUUCGAGGACAAAAUGGGGAUGAACAAAGCCAAGAAAAGGAUAACACCACCGCAGAUGAGCUAAAAAAUCAGAAUCUAGGAGUAGUCAGUGAACUCGAGGAUGACGAUGACAAAAGAAAUGGUUUGAACUCUGCUGAUAUCAGGAGUGAAGUGCAUUCAGGUUCGGAUUCUAACGGCAAACUUCCAGCAGAUGAGAAUUAUGUGGCAAUGCAAGCACCAAGUAAGGAUGAAGAAAGCCAAGGAAAGGAGAAUAACAUUGCAGAUGAUCUUGAAAAUCAGAAUCCAGGAGCAGUCAAUGAACUGAUGGACAAUGAUGACAAAGAAAAUGCUUCAAACUCUACUGAUAUCAGAAAUUUGAACAGUGAAAAUCUCAGCAAGAAGGAUGCACCUAUAAAACCCAAGGUCAAAACAAAGCAACAUCCCCAGAAACUAGACAAAGCUACAAAAGAAAACUGUCCUGCAGGAACUGGUAUGCAGGUCUUGAAGAGCAAGAAACUCAAGCCAACGAACCCCAAGCCUUUUAGGCUGCGAACUGAUGAAAGAGGAAUUCUGAAAGAAGCAACCCUAGAAAGAAAAGUUCAUUCCCAUGAAAAUUCAUUUACUACAAGCGAAAACUCAAUGGGAACAGGAAAUGGAGUAUCUGACAAGAAAGACGAGGGCAGGAGUUUAAAAAAGGAUCAAAUUAGACCAAUCAAAAGCAGAUACAAGUCUUUAAAAGAAGUAAAGCCGAAGUCACAGAAAAGCUGUGAAACUACUAAAACUCCUCUCUUGCAGAAACAAGGGCCUCAGAGGGAAAUUGUAUCUCGUGUGAAAUCUCGGGUACUCGAUCCAACUGAGAAAAAUGAAACAACUAAGUUAAGACCAAAGAAAUCAAGAGAGCAUGGAAAGGAGGUUGGUAGUUCAACAAAGAAAGCUUCUGCGGUGCAGAAAUCAUCAGCAGACGAAAAAAGGCCAGCAGCAACUAUCCCAAGAGAGCCAAAUUUUCACAGUUUGCAUAAACUGAAAGGUUGCACAAGAAUUAAACCAUAAGGAUUUGAGCAUUUGACAUAUUAGUGUGGAUUUUUCUUAGGAAAGGAAGUUUGUAUCUUUGUUAGUUUGUUUUGUUCAAUUAUUUUCAUUCUUUUUCUUUUUGGUAAUUUUGUUCAAUUCAUUCAUUGAAUAUAUUAACUUGUAUUAACGACGAGUGCUUGUACUUUACCAUGAUAAAUGAGUGUUUCUUCUUGGUGUGAAUUGGAAGUAAAUUUACAAAUUAAGAGCAAUUUCUGCCUA